AUGUCUUCCACUGCUGCUGCUGAUUUCAUCAUUGACUUUGGAAGUUUCACCACAAAAUAUGGUCUUCCACUCGAUGAAAUUCCCUUCGAAUUUCACACCAUUGUUGGACAAUAUGAAAUGCAAGGUUUCUCGGGAAUGAGCAAGAUAUCAUGUGGAACCAAAGUACUUCAGGAAAAGUCGAUUGGAAACUUUAGAUUAAAAACAUUGAGCCCAAUGGUGUCUCGUGGAACGUUUAAUGGAGAUUCUACUCUCAAUAUGGAAACUUUGUUUAAUCAAACAUUUCGUUCCUUGUACACUUUGGAAGAUGCCAAAUAUUCUGAACAGAGUUUGAAAGAGAAACGGUUGAAUGUGACAUUGGCUGCUGUACAGUCGAGUCAAUCUGUGAGAAAUCUCACACAAUUAAUAUUUGAAAAAUAUGGAAUUCAAAGUUUGCAAUAUUUCACACCUACGGAAAAUAUUUCAAGCGUGACCAAGCCAACAACACUUGAUAGUGCAGAGCAUUACAUUCUUGAAAUGGGUCAUGGUCUUACUCAGUUGGCAAAAUUGAAUUCAAAUGGAGCUCCAAUAUGUCACAUUCCACUCGGAGGAAUGGAUAUUACCAAAUAUAUCAAAGAUCAUUUAGUGAAUGGUGUUGAAGAAAGUAUUUUGAAAUUAACAGAAUUGAAAGAACAAAACUGUCAGUGUACACUUCCAUCCUCCUCUAAUUCCUUACCUGAACAAGAGAAUGUCUAUUCACAAGCUCCAGAAGUUCUCUUUUCCUCCAAUCAACAAUUUGUCUCCAAAAUUUUAAAUUACAUUUCCACUCAACAUCAGGAAAAUCUUGACAAUAACAUUGUGAUUCAUUUGAGUGGAGGAACUUCAUUAUUGAAAGGUCUCAAAGAACGAUUAGCAUUUGAAUUACAACAACAUUCAGAUAAGGCCACUUAUAAAUUUGCCUCACACAUUCAAGUAGAAUAUAACAAGAUGGGAAAAGAUUCGAGUUUCUUUGGAGCAUGUAAGAGAGUGAAGGAGAGUGAUGCACAUUCAUCUCAACAAUCUUGUUCGCUCUCUGAAUUUAGAGAAAAGGGAAUGGAUCGAGUGUUGGCAGAAAAUUACAAACAUCUCUUUUCACACCAAUAA
Molecule: messenger RNA, 1119 nt
Organism: Naegleria lovaniensis
Lineage: Eukaryota; Heterolobosea; Eutetramitea; Acrasida; Naegleriidae
Exons: 1
Coding region: 1-1119 (372 amino acids)
Source: RefSeq, a predicted model, not a curated record